This is a messenger RNA of Xyrichtys novacula (pearly razorfish), 5879 nucleotides long. NCBI's taxonomy places the organism in Eukaryota, Metazoa, Chordata, Actinopteri, Labriformes, Labridae. The record is from the annotation of a GenBank genome assembly.
AUGACCCGUGACCAGUCAUCACUUUUAUGUUGGAAGUGCAGCCAGAUGAGGAGUGGUCAGUGCGGUGGUGUGGUGCGGAGGCUGCCUGAGCGCUGAAGGGGGUCAUUGUUGAAAAAGAGCUGACAGCCAGGAUGGGAUCCCAUUUGAUAGGCAAAAAUAUUGACAGAUCCAAGAGUGCACUUUGGGAUGAUAAUUUAUACUGAUCAGAUACGUGAACACAAAAUGUACUGUUUUAAACAAAUGGAGCACAGAAUGUGACGUCUCAUUUGUGCUUGACAGUCCUCAUCCAGAUUCAAUCUUUGAUUCAAUAUCAAACCUUUCAGAGGCCAAGUCUGCUCAAAACAUGUGAAAAGAGCCCAAAAUUACACUCAUGCAACCUGUUUCUCAAACUAGGUAUACUCAUCUGAGUACAAAGUGAAGCUGUUCGCACUGAAAAUAAAUUAUUUUAUGAAAAACUUGGCUUAUCUUAAUUUGAUGCCAUUUGAUGUUUAAAAAAGAUAGGGCAGGGGCAUGUUUGUCAGUGUGCUGCUUCACCCCUUCUUUCCACAACACUGUAAAUGUUUGAGAAUCCAGGUAAUCAGUUACUUGAAAUCUGAAAACAAGUCAUUUCCUUUUCUAACCCAAUAUGGCAAUUUAGCUGCUCACAGUUCAGUCUCUACUUUUUCAUAUUUUAAAAUUCAUGAUGCACAAAAUAUUUCUGUUGGUGAUAAGUCCAGACUGCUGGUUGUUUCAGUUUAGCAAUGCUGCUGUUCUAUGUGCAGAAUGUGAUUUCGAAUAUGCUAAGUCUUCCCUGAAAAAGGCAUUGGCAUCUCUGCAUUUUUCCUCAGAUAUGUGAGCUAUCCAGGCCAUUGACGUGCAUUGAUAACAGGUUGUAUGGCCCCUCUCUGCAAGCAAGUGUCAGAUUUUGAUUGUCAGACCACAGAGCUGGUUUACAACUUCGCCUUUACUCUUAAAUGAGCCCUGACCAAGAGAGGUUGUUGGAUCAUGUUUAUUUACAGUUGUCUCUUUGCAUGGAUCAGUUUUGACCUGGAUUUACUACAAAAAUCAUAGUUGUCAAAUGAUAUGAACAAAAAUAAAAUCAGUUUUUAAUACCUUAGCAUCCCAACUUAUUGGGAUUGGGGUUGUAAAAAGAAAUAAAAUUGGACUUGGUACAUCACCAAAUGUUUAGUGUGUAUAUAUAGAGCACAAAAAGAGAAAAACAAAUUGUGACAAACUGUUUUCUACUCAAUGUUGUUGGCAGCCCAGGUAACUUCUACUUUACUGAAUCACUUCAAUGACGUUUGGCCGCCUAAAAUAAUAAUACGGGAUAAAUUUGAAGUCUUACGCAGAGGUGACGUCAAUUUGAUAUCAUUAAGAUGAUUUUUUUUUAAGCCAGAGAAGACAGCCGGAGAUGACAGAGAUGAUGUGGUGCAGCUUCAUUUCAAAGGCUGAAGUGUCUAAACUUAACUCUGUGUGUCCUAUAUUUACCAUGAAGAUUUUUCAGGACUUGUGAAGUGGUGGACCAGGAUGCUCAGUGUGAAGAUAAACUUUAUAACUCAUGAACUGUCUGCUUGUCUUUACAGUGGGCCAGCCCUUCACUGCAGGACUUGGGGGUAAAGUUUUCUCCACUGGUAAGGUACAGAUGUGAUGUUAUUAUGCUUUUGUUUUGUCUACCUGGUGAUUACACUAGCUAUUAGUCAGUUAGCUUAGCUGAUCGCCUGCCAACCUCAAGACUUAAGUUACACCUCAGGAAAUCCCUGCUGCCAGCUUAGAUGUUGUCAGGAAUGUAAACCCUCAUUAAGCCCAUAAUCUGUUUUAUUUACUCUCAAGAUUUGGACUUGUAUAGCCAGAUGUUUGCCUUUGUUUUAAGUCUUUAUGCUAGGCCACACGAGGUAAUUGUCAGCCAAAAUGAAACUAAACAGAUGUGAGGAGGCUGUAGAGCUUUUCUGAAUUUCUGUUAAUAAUGGAGGGCGUGAGCAUCGAGAACACCCUGAAAAAAGGCACAAGUUUCCACCUAAGGCUGGUUUUUAGUGUUGGGGGAUGAUGCCAUGUACAGGACACAGACGCCCCAACUACCUCUGAACAGAAAAAAUGGCGACAAGCCUGUGCUGCUAUCCAGGCAACAGCAGCAAAGAUGGCCGGUGGUCCACCUCUAGUUCCUGAUCUCCGGUAACUUCAACAUAAAGCACUAUUGAUAAUUGCAAAAGUGAUCAAAAUUGUGAUAUUUUCUGUAUUUAUGUUAAAAAAUAUUUUACCUACAAACCCCCCAGUCUUUGGAUCUUGUUUUCUCUCUAUAUAUUAUCCCCUACUUAUUUAUCAGAUGGUUCAGAAGGCGCUAAUUACUGCAGAUCAGCUAAUUUCGGUUGAGAAAUACAUUUGGACUACAAAGCAUUGUUGUUGUGAAACGUCAUCCUAUUGAUAAUCUGAGGUAAAUCAAGUUAAUGCUGUCGUCCGUUGUGUUUCCUGUUAGGUAACAGGGGGGACUACAGUGGAGAGGAGAUGAGAGCAGAGGAGAGGGGCCAAUCAAUGAGGUCACUGAAUCAUGAUUUAUUAUACAGCAGCAGGCCAUUAGUGUCACACAUACUUUGUCACACUAUGUAGAGAUUGCGUGUCUGCAUCUAUCCAGCAGGGUCUGGCCUGUGGACUAAUGCUAAGUGGUUGGGGGGCUUUUUCUGACAUGAAGGGGAAACAUGGCAACCCCAGGGGGGCUGCAGGGAGGAUGGUUCUGUCUGAUGAAAGCUUGGUAUAGGUUGACAUAUUAAAAUGAGGCGAAAUGGAUCGUGAAGCAAACGUGACCUUUUCAUGUUGUCUCCCACGUUUUGUUUGAAUUUUUUAUGAAUAAAAGUACAAAUAAUCUAAAAAGUUAGUGUUUUGGGGAGUGCACUUGUUCACUUUCCUGAACAGAAUUAAAUUAGUUGAUACCAAUUUUUUUCCAUCCAUAUAACAUGAUGCUGUUGCAAGCGGCUAUAUUGGUUAGCUUAGCUCAACAUACAGACUGGAAGAGGGUGGUAACAGCUUGCCUUGCUGAGUUACUGGUGACCUACACCAGCAACUCCAGAGCUCUGUAAGCACAGUAGAUCUUAUUGUUUUUUUCUUCUGUGAAUCCAUUUUAUUUUGUUGGAUAAGGGUGACGCCUUUUGACACACCUUACACAGAGCGUUGACUGGUGUUUUGACUGACGUUUUAGAAAAUGUUGGUUAUUUUUAAGUCCCGUCCUUAGUUUGGUUUGUAUAUUGAGAAUGCAGCAUUUUAGCACCAUUAAAAUGCAGUAAAAUAACUACAGUAAAGAAGUACAUGCAGUACUUCCUAUACACCCAUAUGAAUUAGUAACACAAUUAGCCAAAACUGAGUACAGCUUUAAUUUUCCUUUAACCUUUAUGCUUUGAGGGCUCAUAUAUCUGGGAUCAAUUUCAUUUCAGGGGGUUAAUGUGCUCCAGAGUUGGCAACCCUUUCAGAGGAAAGCAAAUCUCUCUUGUUUAGAUCUAUAAUGUUGCAAUUCAGCGUGCUUCUAGUUACUAUGUUCCUGUCCAUCCAUUGUGCAUGUCUGAAAGUUGAGCAGCCACAGUGAUGAUGCAUUUGAGGAAAACAUACAAACAUAACUUUUAGUCACAUGGCAGUGUUGUGGACAAAAAUUUAGGACUCAGUUAUAUUGGCUCAAGAUAAGGGUUUCUGAUUGUUGUAGGUUAAAAAAUGAUUAUAAAUGACAGAAUCCUCAAACCCUUUUUGGGUUUAUAUAAAGUGUUUUAUUAAUUUUUCCUUACAGGCUUCAAUGUACUGCACCUGACCAAGAGACAGAUCAACAAACACCAGAGUAGUUUUUCAUAACUGCCUCUUGAAUUAAAAAAGAGAUAAAUUUAGAAAGCUUGCUAAGUCCUAAAAUAUUUAUUGACUUCCAGAUAGAGCCAGACUUGCCCAUUUAAUGUCUUUAUGUAAGCUCACCAGCCACAAGCUCCAUCUAUUGAAAAUAUACAUGCAUGUGGAAACCUAUCAGUCUUCCUAACUCGAAGAAAGAAGCAGCUUUUAUCCAUGAUUGUUAAUGUGAAUCUUUUUAAAAAGAACAUCACAGGGGAGAUGCAUUACUUUUUAAAAAGCGGUGAGAUGCUGCAGCUCGAGCCCGUCAUCGCAACAUUAUCUGAGAAAGGAAACCACCUCAUGCAUACAACCUUGAAAUGACCUGAGGCGUUCACAUGAACCACAGCUGAGCUGAGGCUGAUCCACCUGUUCCGUCAUCAGUGGAACAGGGGGGAAAAAUGAGUGGAAAUACUGCCUUUGCUGUGUAACCACGGCAACUCCUCCCUCAAACUGCAACAUCACCAAAGCCCCCACCGCGUGAACCCAGUGGGGAAGGAUAGGCUGUCUGCCUGUCUUACCUGGCUUUAUUAAUAAAGCACCCGGGUCACGUGGUCAGCCCAGCCCUGCACAUUAUUCUGCUACAUUAGCAGAGUAUUUUCGACUGGGUGAUUUUUUCCCCCCUCCCCUCAUCGGAGAGACAGGAGGGAUGCUGCUGAAGCUGCUGUGAGGGAGAGAGAGGUGAGCGUAGUUGGAAAAGCAUCCCCCCUCCGCCCCACCACCAUCACCACCACCACCACCCAUCCUUCCAAAGCUCCUCCUCUGUCGUCGGAAAGCGGACACCGGUCACAUUCUGCUCAAUGAGAGCAAGAGGGCACCGGAGAGGAUUUCCUAAUUUCAACCUGCUGCUGUGCCGUGCGGCUGUUUUCUCGCCUCUGGGAAAGGUAAGGCAUGACACCGCGUGCUGCUCUCCACGCGUCACGCGCCUCGCCUGGGAAACUAUGAUGUUGGGCUGUUUUGGUCGGGGAUGAUGGGUUGUCGACUGUUGUGUGAUGAUACAGCUGGAAGGGCGAAGGCUUCAGUGAAGGGCAGACGGGGAGAAGAGUUGUGAGUGGAGCUGGUUUGUUAGAAAAGGUGUUUGCAGGGCUGUACAGCAUCGAAAAGUCAAACAGGACAGGGUAUGUGUGGUUAAUUUGCUUUCACCUGAGCGGCAGCGUCAUUCCAUUUUCACUGAAUGCAGCUAAGUGAUGUCCGUUUACCGUCGGCCUCCUCAUUUCGUGAACAUUUCUCAGGUAAAAACAGCAGGUUUCCCAUUAUACAGCCUAUCUCAUUUGUCUCAAAUGAAAUUACAAUUAUGAGACGAGCAGAACCAUCUGCCUAUUGAAGUUUUCAGACUGUUUGCUGCAUGCUGCGUUUUGAAUUAAUCGCGGAUCACUGAAAACCGCUCAAUGUUUUUUCAGCCACAACAUGACAGACACAACUAUAUCAGGAACGGCACAAGAAGAUUCCUCUUUGUUUUUGUUUUUUAAUCCAAGUAUUUCUCGCUAUUGGAGAAUAAUUUCAGAGAACCGUGAGAUAAUGAAGUAAGCCAUUGGAGGAUUUUUGAAAACACAGGAGAUGCACAUUUAAGCUGCUGCAGUAGGCCUACACAGUUUUCGGGCAUUUGCUCUCUACAAAGAGCUUUUUUGGGCAGUGGGCAGGAGGGGAUUAGUCCUGACUUGUGGCUGACUUUUCCGGGGCAACAAUGAUUAUUGGUGAAACCAUCUGUUAUGUUUUUUGAAAAAUUCAUCCAAAGAAAGGUCAAGGUUAGUCUGUUUGUAUUGUUAUAAAAAUAGAGAAGCAGCAUCUGACAAUCUGUUAUAGAAAAAACGAAUAAGGCUACAUGAUAGGCGACAUGGUUUGUAAAGAUUAAUUUUCUGUUAUUUGCUGAGAUUUAUCAACUGUUUAGUAGUCAGCAUAGACAGAUGCUGGAUCUGUAAAAAAUAAAUGUGUUGGACUGUCUAUUUAAUUUAACUGUAUUUUUUUAUAGAGCACAUUUCUUAAAUUUAUUCCUAGCUAACUAGUAAUAUACUCUUCAUUCUUUUGACAUUGUCCAGCAGAGGCUAAUAUGA